UCAAAAUGGCGGUAAACGGCGGGAAAAGGUGUUCACAGAUAAACAUGCUGUGACAAACAUGUUAAAACAAAACUGUUCAAGGAAAGUUAGGAAUGAAAAGUAGUGGGGGAGGAAAGGUAAUAAGAACUCUUUCACAUGAUUAAUUUGUUAGGGGAAUUUUUUCUAAUGAGCGUGUUUGCAAUACCAAAUUAUGUGCUUAAUUUUGAAAUUUUUAGGGCUUAUUUGUAAAUUUUUCUAUGUGUAUGUUACAUAUUUGCCUCGGUGAUUUGUUCUUAUUGUCGAUGUGUUCUCUCAGGCGUCCAAGGCAUCUUUGUUGGCACGAGGUCUCCCCACAAAAACUAAGCCACCUGCGUUUAAAAGGUAGAAAUGAUUCCAGGCGACUGUAUAUGUAUUGCAAUGUUGUGGUUUAAUGAUUUUGUUAGUUUAAAAUUACUUUGACCAGUUUGAUCUUUAUUUUCCAUAGUUUCAGAUUGUGAUAAUUAUUUAAGACAAAUGAAAAUAUAUCAAAGUUGUUCGAAACUGAAAAUGACAGAAAACAUUUAAUCCAUAUUGGCAACGUUUAAACACGCUAAAUAACGUACGGCUGUAUUGUGAGGGACGUUGUAGUUAUUAGUUUGUUACACAAAUGUUUGCUGCAGUCCUUGAAUUUAAGUCAGUGGAUGUUAAUGAAAAGCAGAUGUUGCAGGGUAUGAUGUUAAACAGUAAAUCUGUACAUUCUUGAAAUGGACGACUGAGGUAGUCGGGAAAACCUUGGAAAGUAAUCAGCAAAGUUCAUUAGCAAAGCGUUUUUGAACAACCCUCUUUCCCAAGUGGUUAGCCCUUUCACUCUUGAGAUCCGAAAAUUACUUCUCCUGUCUCAUAACAAAAAAUUUUCUUUUAUUCUUAAUUCUCAUUGCUUGUCAGCUUUAAGCAAAAGCGCAGAAAUUGAGGGGUAUUUGAACCCAUGUGGAAAUUGUGAGAUAAAAUCUUUAAAUAAGGGAAAAAAUGGAGGCCAUUCUUCUUUCCUUCACUUAUAGUGUGAGAGUGUUUCCUCUUAAAAGUAAUUUGCAAUUGCUCUUAUUGCCUCUGUAAGUGUUAAUAAUUUGACAAAAUGAAGAUUUGGAAAAUGGGUUGAACAAUCAGAUCUUUAUCCACUGACCUAAAUUCAAAGUUACAUUAUCAAUAUUGUUACUCCUAAGGUUUAAAGAGUUUGCAAGAACAGAGUAUACAAAUAAAGUGAAUUUUCUCAACCAUUUCUAGAGUCCCAAAAGGACAACAUAAAGCUGUUAAGGAGACCAAACCAGGUUAUAGUCUCUACACCUCAGAUUCAGAAGACCAGGUAUGUGAUCUUAAGAAAAAACAUUUUGAUAAUAGUUUGGAUGACUCUUUUUGUGUUUAAUUAUAUUGAUUCUCUCCAAGAACAUGUAAAUGAAGUUCUGUAUUUAGGUUCUAGUCAAAAUCUCUUAGUCUUGUUGUUGUCUUAGAAGAGAUCUUGUGCUAACAGUUAAAACUCUUAUUUAACAGGUUUCUUCAGUUGACCGAGGCUUGAACAGAUGUGCAGCUCUUCUGUCUAAUAUACUUGACAAUGAAGACAAAGGUAAAUAGGUUCUUCGGUUGAGUGAGCAAUUUAAUCAUGGUCUUGCUCUAAUCUCCAGAGGGUGGAGUCUGAUUACACUUAGGGCAAAUCCAGGGGUGGUUCAAGAGGUUGAGUCAAACCCUUUAAAUUGAAAUAAAUAAUGUUCAGUUAUGUGUGAUUUCUGACAAAAAACUUAAAUGUUGAUACCCUUACAUCACUUACAAAUACUGUAUGUAAACUGUUAGAUCUUUUUGUUUGGAUUUUUUAUACCCAAUGUCAUGUGACCAGUUUUCAUACUUGGAUUGUGCACAAGGUUGAAGUUUGCAGAAUGAGACUAAAUGGCCAUCUUGUUCUUCUCUUCACUUUUUUCUGGACUUUAAGCUUAUACAUCACAUUAUCAACUCCAAUAGGAUGGUCCCCCUUCAGCAGACAUUUAUCAGACUCCCUCUUCACUGAAUCCUGGAUCUGUCCCAGUGCAUGUUUAUCAUCUGGAGAACAAAUAUAAAAGACCUUCUGAACUCGAAAUUUCCGGCUGAUCUAAUUACAAUACAUGAUUGUAGUGCUUGUCAUGCAAUUCAGGGCUAGUCAUGGCUGUAAAUAUUUCAAAUUGACCUUGUGCAUCAAGUUUGAUUGGGAAUGAUAGUUUUUUAAUUAAGCCUUUACACCCUAAUAUCAGUAUGCAUUUUCUCUGUACUGUUUGGAGAAUCCUAAGGUGCUGACAUGGAGAAUUUGUUCAACAGUCAAGAGCUUCUUUAGUUGGUGAUCAUUUUCUCUAUUCUCUGACCUUAAAUGUCUGAUUCAGGGGUAAUAUUGUAGGGAGAAAUUAGAUACUAGUCAUUCUUAGGAGUGAACAUUUGAUGAUCAGAUGUACAUUUAAGUCAUGCUUUUCAUCAAGAACUGUAUUUGCAGGAGAGUACCGUAAACUAAAGGUAAUUAUCUUCCACAUCUAAUUAAAAAAAAGAUCUGGUCAUGAAAAUUCAGUCAGAGAAAUCUUCACUGUGGCUUAUGAAUUUUCCAGUCUCAAAUGCCUGAAUACUCUCUGAAUUGCACUCAACCCAGUCUCAGUGCUGUUGCAGACAGAAAAAAAGGCAAUCAAUGUUUACAGGUUCCUAUAGACUCUGAACCUAACAGGAAUUAAGAAGAGAUUCAUGUUACAUUGUUUUAUUCAGAUGGUACAGCUAAGUCCAAGGUGACAAGUUUGGGGAAACCUGUCAAGUCAUCUUUAAAAAGAGCAGGAGCAGCCUUGCAUCACCAAGUCAAACCAGACAAGCUUAGCACUCAGAGAACAAGAGUGUCAAGUCGAAAAGUUGUAAUUCCCACUGCAAAGACUGAUGACAGAGGUACAGGUGACAUUUUGUUAGUUCAUUGUGUGACAUCAAUCAGGUACAUAUACUUAUUAUCUAUGGUCAAGGCCAAUUCCAUCGCACCUAUUUUCAAUUUUGUGCUUGGUUUAUUAACAAAUGAUCUCAAUCAGAUUAUCUGGUUGUAACACAUUUUAGUGGUUCAGUUUAAUUAUUUACACAAUUCAAACAACAGCUGUACCCCUCUUUUAUGUCUUGCUAAGAAUUAAGUAAAAGAAAAUGGCCACUUAAAAUUUCAUGGAGUGCAUAACUUUCAAGUUGCAGUUAAAUGGAUUUAAACUUACUAAAGAUGUUUUCCUUUUAAGUGCGGCAAAUGAAAACGGUCCAGUUUCUUAUCGUGAUGAUGGAGAAAAAUGCUUAUCUGCAUAGACAAACGUUAUGUUUCAAUUACUUUAGGGACUGAGUAGUUUGUCAAGAUCUACAAUGUGUGUGUCAAGAAGUUUUAUUCUUAGUUUUUAAAGUUUCAUUGAAAUUCAUUUGUACUCCUACGGCUUGUAGCAAGUCCUUCGCCAUCAAGGCCUCAAGAAGUAAAGCAAGGAACAUCAACAGCUUACAAUGACCGCUUAGUGUCAUCUACACCAAUUCUCACUGCAGAGGAGCGACAGAAACAUCAACAGCUGCAAAAGCGAGAAGCAGAGUUGCAACAAGAACUGUCACAACUAAAGCAGCGUUAUGAGCUUCUGCAGGUACUGUGUUUGCAGAGAAAAUUUGGAGAAAUCACUCAUAAUAGUACUGCUGUACCCAUAUUUCAAACGCUUUGAGUACUUGAUCAAAAGUGACCCCAUAAACUAACACGACAACAAAAAGAAAAAAAAGCUUGGAGGGGAUGUCUGUAACUCCAUUACAUUCCACCCAGGUGGAUACGCCUGGUCGCUUCACGCUGCAGAAACAACCACCACUACGAAGGAUGAAAGAAAAAUGAAGAAAAAGCAAAACUAAUAAAAAUGAAAUACGGGGCAAGGAAUUAGUAAGGAAAGUCUUACUUGUCUUAAUAGCUAGGUAACGUUUGUGUUCAAUGGGUUAAUGUUCUUUGAUGUUCGUGAUCAUUUUAGAAACAGAACGAUCCCAACCACCACAUGGAACAAAAACUGCAACUUCAAAACUCGAUGAUGCAAGAGUUCGAUAGUCAUCAACAGAAACAACCUUUACAAAGGUCUGCCUGCCCCAGGCACUCAAAUGAACGACAGUCUGUGAGCAACUCUGAAAGUGAGAAACACUCAAGGAGACCUUCAGUGCGGAGAAGCCUGGACUAUUCAGGCUUCCCUGAAGUGAAAACUUCAGCUAGUGAUACUUCUGUUGAUGGUGGCUUUGACGAGCCCCAAGUAGGGAGUGUAUCAGAUACGAUGGGAGCGGAGGGUCGUGAGCGUGUUGGAGACGAAGAUCUGAUGCAUAAUAUGGAUGACUCGGUUACGCAAGAGGUUGACACUCCAGGAUCAAAGAAACAAGUCAGAAUCGUAUCACCCUCUGGAAAUACGUCACCUCCCGUUGAAAGAGAAUUCUUAGCGAGUGCAAGUCCACUUCAGAAUGUGUCCAAUUCUACAAACACAGAAAUUUCUGAAGGGAAAAGAACAAAACAAAUGACCACUCCAUCAUCUGUUUCUGCUCAGGCAAGCUGCAGAAGAGAAAAGGAUGGAAUAGAAAUGUCUUCUGCUGAAAAUCAGGCACGGAUGAUUCAGUACUUAAUCGAUGAACUCAGAGCACUCCUUGGAAAUACAGGUCAGUUUGGAUUAAUUUAGUAGAAGAGAAACUUAUAAUGUGGCAAGUUAAUCUAUCGUCGUUGAACUAGUUUGUUUUACGGGAGGUAGGAUUCUCAGUGAUGUAUAGAAGAGAUGGCUGGCUAUAUUUAUAGCACCCGAAUGGUCAGAUCCUUUCCUAAAACUGAAACUUCUGGGAUCUAGUGCCUUAUUUCUCUUUCUCCUCCUGAAUUCUCCCCAAUUUGUUUGUACAAUAGGUGAUUUGGAGGUAGAUCGUUUGCUUAAUGAAAUAGACGAUGCUGUAAAGCUUCUUCCCUAUCUCUUGGAGAAAGAUCACACUGCAUCUGUUUCGCAGGAAAUUGAACAAGCAGUACGAGCCUAUAAAGUUGAAAAUGUUCAGUUAAAAAGGUUUGUGUUGUUUGAGUCUUAAAAGUUUGUUAAUACCCCUUUGUAACGAGAAUCUAGACAGAAUGAACUUUUGAGUGCUGUUAAAAAUCGUCGAAAAUUUUCUUGCUCGAACAUUUUCGUAGAUAAAAUAGCAUCGUGAAGUAUGUUCUUUUUAAAAUAAUGAUAAAUAAUUUUUUCACUGCGCACCAUGAUGCAGAGUAAAGGUCGUUAAGGUCUGUUAAGAUCUUCAUGUUGCACUAAUAUGUGUAUUUCUUCAAUUUGUAGGAAGCUCCUUAUUUCUCACCAAAAGCUGAAAGAAGGAUCCGUAAAGAAACACGACGACAAAUCUUCUAGCAGGACGGAUCUUGCUUUUGAAUGUAAGCUCAUCUGUACUAAAAAUUUACUCGUUAGGAAGACUGCGAUACUUCGUCUUUAUUUAUGCAAUUAAGCGUGAUAAGCGAUGUCGUUAAGCAAAGUUAACAGUGAUGUAAGCUGGUGACGAAACAAAGCGAACUUACUCAAAGCAAUUUACCCUCGCUCCCAGAUUCACUCUUUUCCUCCCUAGGAACGAGGGCGGAAAAAAAUCUACCUCAAGUGCGGAAAAGUGCAUAUAAACCGAAAUUUUUUUCUGAUGAUUUUAAAAUAACGUGUAGCUCCUGCUGAUCAGAGCAAUUUCCACGGCUUUCUUCCAAUCAAACAAAGACAACAAUUGUCACCUCAACAAACAUUACAAAUGCUGCUUUUCUCAUUGCUAUCCCCUAUAGCGUACAGCAACCUCCUUUACGACCUGUCUUGUCACGAGUUUCCUGUUUCCUGUUCGGUGUUAGAAGAUCCAACCGGCAACCGCAGGAUAUGAACCACGACUCAUAUUGUUUCCGUUUUCCCACACUACUGAAUUGAUUUUAUUUAAACCGAAACGCUGCAGGAUUUACUCAGUUUUCAUUUAUGCCGUGUGCCUUUUUUGUAUCUUAGUGGCAGCUUGCAGGUCGGUGAACAGUGUACUCCAGAAACAACUAACAGAAGAAAAAGACAAUAAGGAGCAGAUACUCACAGAAAGGGACCGACUCUCGCAGGUUAAAAACUCUGAUAAAGAAUUGAUUUUUCCAUAUGGCUGACACCUAGAUAGGGUAUGAUCUGGCGAAUUCUGUGUUCUCCUCCUUCGAAGAAUGAAACCAGAAAAGAGUUUUUUUUCAAUGGAAGCUCAGUUUGAUAAAAAUACAUGUAUGAAUUAUCGUUACAGUACCCAAAAUGUCGCACAUUUUAGAUUGAAGAAUAACAUCUAUAUGUAUUCAUAUCUUACGUUAUCUUUGUUCACCUCAAGCUUGAUCGUUGUACGUUCUCUCUCUUUAUUUUUCUCGUCUCUGAAUUGUCAGAACCUAAAUGAACUGAAAGAGGAGAGAAAGAAGUUUCUACAAAUUCUAUCAAACAAGGUAAAUAUACGGCUAAGAAUAUAUGAAAGUCAUAUUUGAACUGCGGAUAAAGACGUGAAUGAAAGUGAUACUCGCGGUAAUGUACACUACUUGAGCAGUAGUGAAAAUAAGGCCUGAAAAAAAUUCAGGCCUGUACGGGAUUUGAACCCAUGACCUCUGCGAUACCGGUGCACCGAAUUUUUUUCAGGCCUUAUUUUCACUACUGCUCAAGUAGUGUACAUUACUGCGAGUAUCACUUUCAUUCACAAACAAGGUAAAAUUAAACAAACCAUCUCAGUCUUUUAGUUUCCUCGUGAAGAGGGAAAAAGAUGACAUUGUUUUUAGUUUAAUCAUGUGCUCGACUGAUAAAACUUUUCUUUUCCGCUUGGACAUGUUACGCGCUUAUUUUUCUUGUUACAACUUUCAAAGCUUUUUCCCCUCAUUAUAAUUGACGCAUGCUAUCUUUUGAGGGCGUAUUAAUAAGUUUUUUGUACCCUGCAGGAACAAGAUUAUCUGAGGUUGAAACGAGAAUUACAGCAAGAUUCGUCCAAACUGAAUGCUGGUUGGUUUAUCCUAAAUGGCAUAUUUUCAACCUAGGAAAACACAUUAGUCGCCUUUCUCAAUGCAAUUUUUCUGAAACUUUGUUUUAAUGAACCAGAACUGAUUUAACUGAGUGAACUUGAAACGGGUUUGAGGUGAAAUAAGUGAACUUUUUUAUUCAGUCUUAUUUAUCUGCACGGUUAUCAGCUUACACCCAUUUGAAUCAAACAUUUUCAUAUUCACAAGUGUGCGCACAAGGAAGGUUUCUAAGGCCAAUAAAACAAGCAGUUUUCAAGUAAAUGGGAAUUUGCAGAGACCUUCAUCACAUUAUAUCGCUAUAUCUCCAUCUAUAAAUGUGUUUUGAAAUCCUAAUAUAUGGCUCAUUAAACUUAGCCUGUUAUGAAAAUCGAGUUUAUCUCUCUGUAAUAGCACAGCCAUAUUUUUACAGAAAAUAAGAAGCUUAAAGCAGAUCUCGAAGCUGUUUACCUUUCAACGGAAGCAGAAAAGAAAGAAGCCACCAUCCUUGGUCUUUCUUUAAAACAGAAAGAUGCAGAAAUAGACAGACUCAAAGAACUCACCAGGUAAGUUAAGUUUAAUAUUUUUCACUUGCAUAUUGACCUGUUGAUUCCUAUUUAACACAUUGUGUACACAUCUUAUUCUAUAACUAACAGAGGGCUUCAACAAUCUCUUACCCGCUUGCUGUCAGAUAUAGAACAGUUCCAACCUAAUGGUCCUUUAAGGCUGGGAAGCAUGUUGGAUAAAGCCAUCGCAUUGGAAGGUUUAAAUGCAUUUUUAGGGAGUGGCCUCCAGACCGCGUAAGUAAGGUUUAUCUUCUUACAUUUUUUUGUUUCUAAAUGACAUGCUCGCGAAGCUAAAAGCAACUUACCAAUUGAAACGAUUGAUGUCUUUGAGAAAAACAUUGAACAGUACCUUUGUGCCAUAGCCUCCUAUGCUAUGAUCCGAAAACUUUAAUGGAAGGUGGGUGUGUCAUCUCUCCAUUUUUUCCUUUCUUCUGUUUGAUUUGAAAAAGACUGUAAUUUUCGAGUUCAAAGUUCUGAAUUAUACCUUUUAUGGUGUGCCUGCUUCUAUUCUUUUUGAGACGUGGUGGCGCCCCAUUCAUCUAUCAAGGCAAAACUGAAAAGAGGAGGCUUCGAUUUCUGAAUACAAUCAAGUGGUUCUUGUUUUCGUUAUCACAAAGCGGUCAACUUAAAUGCAACUUAUAAUUUCGAUAGGCAGUCUAAUGUGUGGACCUAACUACUCUUCAGGGCCCAGUUGUUCGAAGGCUGAUUAGCGGUAACCCAGGGUUAAAAUUUUUUCCAGGUUUCUUUGUCCCUUUGUUUGAAAGUCUUUCUCUGAUAAUUUUCUCUCUUCUUUGAAGGGCAUCCAGUCAUUAAAUUAUAGACAAAAAUGGUUGUACUGAAUUUUCUUUUAAAGCUUUCAGAUCUUAAACUAGAUUUCACACUAACCCUGAGUUAUCUUAACCAAGCUUUGAACAACCACGCCCAGAAUUCAAAAAUGUAAUUUCAAGAGAAGAAAGUAAUAUUUGGUGUUCUUUCCUAAGCCGACCUUUUGAUUAAAUCCUAAAUUUUCUAUGUCGCCAACCGACGAUAUACUGAAGUAGCACGACCACCGACUUACGGGUCUAUUUCUUCAUUCCUAUAUUAUGCCCUUCGAUCGCACUGUCUUGGGACGACUGGUUGACCCAAGGCAUCCGCAAAAAGUGCUUUUGCAUUAAUUUUUUGGGCAAGCAAAGUUUACUAUGUCGAAAUGUCGAAAUACUGAUUCAACAGUCUGUACAGUAAUUAAAAGAAUACAUAUAUUUUUUUUCCUUCAGAGGCCAAGCAACGACCCCAGGUCUCUCCUCUGAGGUUUUACAACUUGCAAUACGAGAUAACAGAAACCCUAUAUCUCCAAGUCGGCCCGAAAAAGCAAUUACUACUCCUGAACAAUUGCCGUCGUUCAGUCAAGGUGUGGUAUCAACGGGGAAAGUUUCCAGAAAGGGUAAUGAUGUGAAAUACAAAAAACAGUUACGAUUUGCAGACGCUACGCAGAACACCUCUACGCAUGCGGAUGGAAUUGAAUCAUGGGAAGACGGUUUGAAGGUAGAGGACAAAGAAAAUGGCGGGGAUUUAUCUUCCCUUUCAUCAGGAGAAGAAGAAGAUUUCAAGAGAGAUUUAGCGAAUCUUGACGCUAAUAUUGCAAGGAUACAGAAAAGUUUGCGAGAAACCGCUUAUAGAACUUGACAUAAGCCGACGUUAAGUCGCAGUCUGGAAAUAAAUUAACUUGUUAAGAAGAACUUAUCGAAGUUUUCAGACAAGUCGCCCAUUUUCGCACACAUUCACAUUAUGUAAAAGUUUGUUAAAUAUAUACUUAAUUACUUUUUUAAACGUAUUGACUUAGUUCUCAGAUGCUGUAUAAGAAAC
Pocillopora meandrina is the source of this 9369-nucleotide messenger RNA. The record is from the annotation of a GenBank genome assembly. NCBI's taxonomy places the organism in Eukaryota, Metazoa, Cnidaria, Anthozoa, Scleractinia, Pocilloporidae.